Molecule: messenger RNA, 764 nt
Organism: Onthophagus taurus
Lineage: Eukaryota; Metazoa; Arthropoda; Insecta; Coleoptera; Scarabaeidae
Source: RefSeq, a predicted model, not a curated record
UUUAGAAACUCUCUCUUGGAGUGAUCAUUUCACUAAUCUAAAAAGAAAACUUGCUGGUUCAUUAUAUUGCCUAAAAGUCAAUGACAACUUUAGGAAACGCCGCUUAUGAUUACGGAAUUCGUUAUAAAUACGGUAUUUUCGCCCAAAAAAUUAUUAAUGGCGAACAACAGGAAGAACCUGACGAUUGGUUACGAUUUGGAAUCCUUUGGGAAAAAGCCAGAACGGAAUACAUGAUUCCCGUUAAUUUUUAUGGGCACAUUAUUGAUGGACCUGGAAAUACUAAAAAAUGGGUUAAUACUCAAGUUGUUUUUGCAUUACCCUAUGAUAAUUCAGUUCCUGGUUAUGAUAACAAUGUUGUGAAUACUUUAAGAUUAUGGUCUGCUAAAUCUUCAAUUGAUUUUAAUUUAAAAUUCUUGAUUGAUGGAGAGUACAUUCAAGCUGUAUUAGAUCGAAACCUCUAUUUCAAUUUGUCUAUACGCUGAUGAUACGUCUUUUAUAAAUAGAUCUAGAAAUUCACAGAAACUGAAUCAGAAAACAUUCUCAGUACUAGACUCAGUAGAGAAGAUUGGUUUAGGGCAAAUAAUUUGAAGUUGAAUCUAGAUAAAACAAAGAUAUUUACAUUCUUUAGUAAACGGGAUAAUAACAUGACCAAUCAGACUAUGAAUUUUCUGGGCAUCACAUUUUUAGAAAUUCUCUCUUGGAGUGAUCAUAUCACUUGGAAACCAUUAACAUAGAGACAGUUGUAGAACAUAUUACAGAAUUAG